Monoraphidium neglectum is the source of this 1113-nucleotide messenger RNA. RefSeq lists its product as hypothetical. The record is from RefSeq and is a predicted model, not a curated record. Bases 1 to 1113 code for a protein of 370 amino acids. Gene Ontology annotation, cellular component: membrane. Gene Ontology annotation, molecular function: serine-type endopeptidase activity. Lineage: Eukaryota; Viridiplantae; Chlorophyta; Chlorophyceae; Sphaeropleales; Selenastraceae. The transcript has 6 exons.
AUGUACUACUUAGUGUUGCUGGUGUACGCCUCCAUAUAUGCGACUGAGCUCAUCAGCGGCGGCGAGGCGUCGGAGGCGCUGCGCUCCAACCUCGCAAACGACCACGCGGCGGUGGCCGCGGGCGACGCGCUGCGGCUCUUCACCUCCGCGUUUGUCACCACCUCGCUGCGGCAGCUGGGCGUGACGCUGCUGUGCUUCUUCACGGUGGGCAGCGAGCUCGAGGCGCUCCUGGGCAACGGCGUCUACUGGGCGCUGCUGUGCCUCUCCGUGGUGGCGGGCGGCUUUGCGGACGCGGCGCUCAGCCCACAGCCGAUCACGAGCGGCCCCGCGCCCAUCAUUGCGAGCCUGGUGGCGGCGCUGCUUGCGUAUCACAUCAAAAAUUGGCGGAUAGAGGCGCAGCUGCAGCAGCUCAGGGAGGCGCGGGACGCCGUUUUUGGCACCGGCGGCCGCACGGCGGACAUGACGCCAUCCGUGGCGCGCAAGCGGCUCACGGCCAUGCUGACGGACCUGGCGGGCGACCCCCCGCUCCUCAACCCCCCAGCUGGGGGGGCCGCGGGCGCGAGCCCCGCCUCGUCAGCGACUGGGGGCGAGGGGUCUGCGGGAAGAUCUGCGGCCUCGGGAGGGGACCUUCGAGGUCUCGGGGAUCUCCAAGAGACAAAGAUCCAGGUGAUCGACGGGAUCUGGGAGCCGACCGUCCUGCUGCCGCGCGAGGCGAAGGCGUUUGUGACGCUGGCGGGGCUGUCCACGGCCUGCUUCUCGGCGUUGAGGGACGCGGUGGACGCGGCCAACUACUCGGCGAUGGCGGCGGCGUUUGUGUUUGGCGGCUUGCUCGGCUACGCGGUCGCGCCGUCGUGGCGGGUUGAGUACGAGCUCGCCUCGAAAGAGGGCGAGGGCGGCGGCGGCGGCGGCGGCGAUGGCGCGGCGGGGUGGCGCAAGAGGGGCGCCGGGGCUGGCGGCGGCGAGAGCGUGAGCAGCCUCGACGGCGGGCUGGGGGUGUACUGGCGGCCGGCGCUCGCCGACGCGAUGACGGGGCGGGCGCGCGCCAACGCCAUCGUCGGAGGCGCGGGCGUGCUGUAUGCGGCGCUCGGGCUGUGGCUGCUGCUGGCCGAGUGA